AUGAUUGAAUUAACUAAUAAAAUGAAUGAAGUUUGGAUACCGCCCAUUAAUAACAAUCGAAUUGAUCAAAAUGGGGAAUCUACAAGUUGUGAACUCCAAAAUAAUGAAGAAUAUAAUCAAAUUGGUAUUUAUGAAGAAGAAGAAAAUGUUGAAGAAGAUGAUUUGCCAGAAUUGUCAGAAGUUCCAUCAAAUAAUACUUUUGUUCCAGUUCAAGAUGAGCACGGAUAUUUACUUUGUAGAAAUGGAGAUUGGAUAAUUGAUAGAUUCAAAAUAAUUAAGCAAAUUGGAGAUGGCGUUUUUUCAAAAGUUCAUCUGGUGUCUGAUUCAAAAAAUUUACAAAGAUCUGCAAAUAGCGAAAAUCCAUCAAAGAGGGCUUUAAAAAUCGUCAGAAAUGUUCAGGCAUAUAAAGACGCUGCUCUACAAGAAAUUAGUGUUCUUCAAGCUUUGAAUUCUUUUGAUGAUGAAGAAGAAAAUGGAUUGGCUCCUAGUCAUUUGGUUAUUAAAUUGUUGGAUCAUUUUGAAUAUUUUGAUCAUAUUUGUCUCUUAUUUGAACCUUAUGGAUUGAGCGUUUUCGAUUUUUUGAGAGGCAAUGAUUACCAUCCUUAUCCUCUUGAUCAAAUUCGUUAUAUUGCUUAUCAGUUAAUUCUUGCUGUCAACUUUAUUCACGAAAAGGGAAUUGUUCAUACCGAUUUGAAGCCAGAAAAUAUUUUGUUUGUAAAUACUGACAUUUAUGAAUUCAAAAAUCGUUGGGACAAGCCUUAUGAAGAAAUGGGAUUGGUAAAAUCUAAGCGUUCAAGAAAUAGAAGGAGAAUUCGUGUACUUAAGGAUGCUUCAAUUAGAUUAAUAGAUUUUGGUUCUGCUGUAUUUGAGCAUCAAGGGCAUGAUGAGACAGUUACUACACGUCAUUAUAGAGCUCCAGAAAUUAUUCUAAGUUUGUUUUUAAUUUGGAGAUAAG
Molecule: messenger RNA, 955 nt
Organism: Meloidogyne enterolobii
Lineage: Eukaryota; Metazoa; Nematoda; Chromadorea; Rhabditida; Meloidogynidae
Source: the annotation of a GenBank genome assembly